Notothenia coriiceps (black rockcod) is the source of this 965-nucleotide messenger RNA. RefSeq lists its product as uncharacterized. The coding region runs from base 1 to 840 and encodes 279 amino acids. NCBI's taxonomy places the organism in Eukaryota, Metazoa, Chordata, Actinopteri, Perciformes, Nototheniidae. The record is from RefSeq and is a predicted model, not a curated record. The transcript has 5 exons.
AUGGUGUCCGUCACGAUGUUUUGCUUUUUCUUGUCUCUCAAUCUCACCUUCUGGUCGUUCUUCUGCUUUCUGUUCAGGGUCAAACCGUUCUGCGAGAAGGACUCCGGCUACGUCAGUCCUGACGGGUACUACCCCUUGAUCAUAUCAUGCCGGAUGAUCCCUCGGCUAAGCCGCCGACAUCGUGGGGAUCAUUUCCGGGUGAAGUUCGGCCCGCCGGAGGAGGCGGAGGAUCAGGACCUCGACGUGGUGGAGAUGGGUGAACAGGAUGACAAGGUGCCAUUCGUGUUCGCCACCCCGAGGGGCCGGGUGGCCACAUUCACGGAGGAGGAAGACGACGAUGACUCCUCAUUGUCUGGUACUUCUACACGGUCACAACCGAGGUCAGCUGGACAGCAAGUUCGAAUCCAUGUUGGUUGUUCCAAAGGAAUUGAAGUCAAACCAACUGGGUGUACUGUUGGGACACAAACACAUGAUGACACAAGUACUGUGGAUGCUGGGAUUCAGUGCAACCUGCAGCUAAACCUCCCUGAAAGGGACAUAAUUGAUGAGGAAAAAGAGCUUGAGGCCGACAAUAGCCAACAUGAAGAGGAUAAUCAAAAUGAUCAUCUUUAUAGCCCAUCAGACGUGGAAUCUGAUUCGUCAACUGAUGAGGACAGUGACAACCAGGACGACAAUGAUCCACUUAGGAGUAAGCUUCUGCUUUUGUUCAUGUCUUCCCUGAUGUCAUUAUUCACCCAUUGUCCGAUGUGUAAAGAGAACUCGCCAGGUCGCCUUCGGAGAACAAUGGGCACAUUUGUGGAAAUCGAUCAAAACUGCAAACAUUGUGGUUUUCAAAGGUAAUGUUUUUAAAUGAUGACCAUGCGAAAUAUGUAUUAGAGAAUGAUAUUAGUGGCCAUGAUUGACAGGUGGUCAUAUUCAUGAGAUACUCAUACAGGUUGUAUAGUAUGAUAGAAAAUUGAAUGAAU